AUGGACGACGUCGUCCGCUCGUUCGGCAGAGGCAUCUCACGUGCCGCCCGCAGCGUCCGCAGGCAGGUUCAGCGAGAUCAGCAUUCGUCUCAUGAUUCCCCAGUUGCCGCUUCGUCGUCGUCGGCCCCAUCCUGGGUCGCUUCGUCCACCAGCGCCGAGACCGCCACAAAUGUACCGGCAUCCGCACCCGCGUCCGCGCCCGCGCCCUCACCCGACGACCACCCCGAUCUCGAGGCCCAACUCCCGGCUCACACGACCGCGUCUCAAUCCCAGUACGCCGCCGUGCCGCUCACGUCGCCGCCGCCCGUCGUCACGACCGCGCCGGGGUCGGGAUCGGCCUCAUCGCCUGUUCACACGCAUACGCCCCAAGCCCAUGUCCUCCCUACCCUCACUUUCGGCCCAUCCGCCCAGCCGCCCACUCACGAUGAAGCAUCUCCUCAUCAUCAUCAAGCUCUCACCCCUCACUCGACCGGCAGCUCGUCCACCUCUGACGCCCAGACAUUAACCAACAACAUCACCACCCAGACCCUCACCGUCCCGAGCAACCCAUCCCAGCCCGUGUCGCCGCUGUCGCCCGCGCCGGCCGUGCUUCACUCAUCCAAUGCGGCCCAGCUCUCUCCCUCCUUCACCCCAUCUGCCAUAUCGUUCGCGCCCCAGGUCCAUCCCAAUUCACCGACCCCCCAGCCGCUCAACCUCUCGGUCGCCACCUCGCCAGCUCAGUACGUACCCUCGCCUCUCGAGUCUCCCAUCCCCCUCGAGCUCGAGCAGCAGAUCUCCGGCAAGGACAACGCCUCGAUCCGGCCCCAGAGCGGCCCCCGGCCCCGCACAUCCCGCUCCCGACGUGACUCGGUCAUCGAGAAGGUCGCCUCCUUGGACCCCCGUCGGCGCUCGCGCAGCCUCGGCCCCAGGACGGGCAACAGCCUCAUGGACCUGCCGCCCGAGCUCCACCUCAUGAUCAUCGACUACCUCGAGUUCGGCGAGCUGGAGAACCUGCGCCGCACGUGCCGGUUCUACCGCAACUUCCUCACCAAGCAGACCAUCCGCGACCUCUUUGGCGAGCAGUUCCGCCUCGCCCUGCUGGCGCACUGCUACAUCUGCCUCAAGUACGACCCGACCCGCGGCAACCUGCUCUGGGCCGAUUACAACCACCCGCGCUACCCGCUCGCCAGUAAGUGCGUCGACUGCGCCUACCAGGAGGACGAGCUGGCCGUCGGCAAGAAGGUGGCCCUGGGCAACUACGCCAGCGUGUGGAUCUGCCGCUGGUGCGGGUAUCCCGUCGCCGGCACCGCGGCGCCGAACCAGCCCGAGUUCCACAAGGGCUGUUAUAGCCACUACAACAACGUCCUCCUCGCGUAUUUCGUCCUGGGCUGGAUCCAGCUGAGUCUCGGCAUCGUUGCCGCCGCGCUGUGCUGGAGAUACUUCAGGGAUGAGACCUUGAUCUUGGUGUCGUCUAUCGUCAACUUCGUUUUGUUAUGGUGGUGCUUGGCCUUUCUAGUCGUGAGGGGCGAACACAAGCGCACAUAUCACUUCACCGGCGUACUAGAAGCCGCGAUACUCGGCCUCUGGUGCUUGCCUCUGUACAUACUUGUCAGGGACAUCGAAGACGGCGUCGACGGAGCCUUGGACAGGAGGGUCACGGUGACCCUGGUCUUUAUCAUCCUGAACAUGGCUUUCCGCCUCUUGAACGUCCUGGGCAACAUCAUCCUCACGCUCGAAUGGCGACACUUUGCGCGGAAGAAGCCCAGGCUCACGCCGGCCGGCCGCUUCGGCAACAUGGUGCUGGCCUUCCUCGUCUACUGGACCUACCCGCAGGCCGUCGAGCAGGAGUACCCGCCGCAGUACCACUUCAUCAACACGGGCCGGCGGCGGGUCAAGAUGAUCCUCGCCGAGAGGAACGCGCAGCGGCUGCGGGAGCAGCAGCAGAUAAUGACUAUGAUGUACUAA
Molecule: messenger RNA, 1944 nt
Organism: Colletotrichum higginsianum IMI 349063
Lineage: Eukaryota; Fungi; Ascomycota; Sordariomycetes; Glomerellales; Glomerellaceae
Product: F-box domain-containing protein
Exons: 3
Coding region: 1-1944 (647 amino acids)
Molecular function (GO): protein binding
Source: RefSeq, a predicted model, not a curated record